AUGGGUGAACCACAACGCACAGAUUCAACAAUCCUCCCAAUUCAACAAGCCACAGAUUCAACGACCCUCACCAAUUCGUCAACCAUAUCUGAUCCUCUCGUUUUGCACCAUUCCGACACACCAGGGCUCACUCUUGCCAAUGCACCACUCAAAGGAAAUAACUAUGGACAAUGGAGUCGCUCGGGGCGUCUCAGUCUCAGUGCCAAGAAUAAACUUGGACUAAUCGAUGGGUCUGUCAAAGCACCACCAUCAACUGAUGCCAAAUUUCCUAUAUGGCAGCGUUGCAACGACAUGGUAUUGUCAUGGCUCCUACACUCGAUUCAUCCCGACAUUGCCAGCAGCGUCCUCUAUUCUGACACAGCAGCCGCCGUUUGGAACAAUCUCAAAGACAGAUUUUCCCAGAGCAAUGACUCCAGGAUCUACCAAAUUCGACAAGAAAUUGUCGAAUGUCGUCAAGGACAACAAUCAGUCUCCAUAUACUAUACCAAACUCAAGGCACUUUGGGAUGAAUUGUCUACUUAUCAUGAACCCCUCAUUUGUGACUGUGAGGGCCUGAAAAAGCUUGCAGAUCGUGAGGAAAAGGAGAAGGUCAUGCAAUUUCUAAUGGGAUUAAAUGAUUCUUACUCCACUGUUCGUGGCUCCAUUUUGAUGAUGCAUCCUAUUCCUGAUACACGAAGAGUCCAUGGGUUAAUUCUCCAACAUGAGAGACAGAUGGAAGUGGCAAGUCGCCGAGAAAAUCCAUCUUAUUCUCACGCUAUGCAGACUUCGCAUGCUCCGGCGACCACAGGCUUUUUCCGCCCCUACAAACCCUCCAAAUGCUCUCAGUGUGACCAAGAGGGUCAUUCAGUUGAUCAUUGCUAUUACAUCAUUGGAUUUCCAACGGGUCACAAAUGGCAUGGGAAGAAUGUGCAACCCAGGAAUAAGAAGCCACCUGCCCACAAUGACAAGAGGGCUGCUGCUCACAGUGUAGAAUUGGAAACACCUCCUACCAAGGGUCCAACAGCUUCUGCUACUGGAGGCCCCACCUUCACAACCGAGCAAUACAAUCAACUCCUUGCUUUGUGUUGUGCAGGACGUGGAAACGAAGAGGACGAUUGGCCUGGGCAAGCAUUUUGA
Messenger RNA from Prunus persica (peach), 1116 nucleotides. RefSeq lists its product as uncharacterized. The transcript has a single exon. Lineage: Eukaryota; Viridiplantae; Streptophyta; Magnoliopsida; Rosales; Rosaceae. The record is from RefSeq and is a predicted model, not a curated record. The coding region runs from base 1 to 1116 and encodes 371 amino acids.